Ilyonectria robusta is the source of this 1440-nucleotide messenger RNA. RefSeq names its product Aldehyde/histidinol dehydrogenase. The transcript is spliced from 2 exons. Bases 1 to 1440 code for a protein of 479 amino acids. Gene Ontology annotation, molecular function: succinate-semialdehyde dehydrogenase (NAD+) activity. The record is from RefSeq and is a predicted model, not a curated record. Lineage: Eukaryota; Fungi; Ascomycota; Sordariomycetes; Hypocreales; Nectriaceae.
AUGCCCGGGCCAACUGAAUCCGGAGGCGCCUCUGUCCCUCUCGUCAUUGGGGGACAGGAUGUCUACUCAGAUGAUCUUUUUGAUGUCAUCAGUCCGAGCACCGGGAACUUCGUCCACAAAAGCUCCAACGCAAACACCAAGCACGCUCUCGCUGCGAUCGAUGCCGGAGCCGAGGCGUUCGAGGCCUGGAGCCAAACUACGCCUACGCAACGCCGAAACAUCUUCCUGAAGGCGGCGGAUAUUGUCGAGAAGCGAACCGAGGAGUUGAAGGGGUAUAUGCUCACAGAGACUGGCAGCGACGAAGGAUGGGCGGCCUUCAAUGUCUUCCUCGCCAAGGAGUGUCUCCUGGAUACCGCGAGCAGAAUCACGGGCCUCGAGGGCAGGAUCCCGACGCCCCAGGACCCGACCGUCGGAGCUCUUAUCGUCAAAGAGCCUUACGGUGUCAUCCUAGCAAUCGCGCCCUGGAACGCGCCCUACGCAUUGGGCUUCAGAGCCGUUACUUGGGCAAUUGCCGCCGGAAACGCCGUCGUAUUUAAGGGCUCCGAGCUGAGCCCUCGCACUCUCUGGGCUGUGUCCUCGGUGCUGCAAGAGGCCGGUCUUCCCGACGGUGUGCUCAACUACAUUACGUGCAGCCCAAGCAAUGCACCGAGCGUCACCAAGGCGUUGGUCGAGAGCCCUGAAAUUAAAAAGAUCAACUUUACCGGCAGCUCGGGCGUCGGCCGCAUUAUUGCCCAGAUGGCGGGAGCGUGCCUCAAGCCGAUCCUGUUGGAGCUGGGCGGCAAGGCUCCUGCGAUUGUCUGCGAGGACGCGGACCUCGAUGUCGCCGCCAAGCAGUGCGUGCUGGGAGCAUUCAUGUACUCUGGCCAGAUCUGUAUGAGCACUGAACGCAUCCUCGUCCACAAGAACAUCCGGGUUGCCCUCGAGGAGAAGCUGAAGGAAUGGGUGGAGAUUAUCUUCUCCUCGAAGAACGACGCGCCCAUCCUCAUUGCCGACCGCUCGGUGGUCAAGAACAAGGAGCUUGUCAAGGACGCCCUGGCCAAGGGAGCGAACCUUGUCUGUGGCGACGUCGAUCUUACUGAGUCGACCAAGAGCCGCCUGAGGCCCAUCAUCGUCAGCAACGUCAAGCCGCCCAUGGACAUUUACAAGACGGAGUCGUUCGGCCCCACGGUGUCGGUGAUUGAGUUCGAGACGGAGGAGGAAGCGUUGAAGAUUGCCAACGACACCGAGUACGGCCUCAGCUCCGCCAUCUUCUCGACAGACUUGAGAAAGGCCCUGCGCCUGGCCAAGAAGAUUGAGACGGGAGCCGUCCACAUCAACCGGAUGAGCGUCCACGACGAGGCUGUUCUACCGCACGGAGGCGCCAAGUCCAGCGGGUUCGGGCGAUUUAAUACUGGGAUGGAGGAGUGGGUGAGGACGAAGAACAUUACUUAUGAUCUUUGA